CCCUUUUAAGUAAAAAAUUAUAAAUAUAACGAUUUUUCGACAUAAUUUUAUACAUUUCUUUGCAUUCUUAUUUGAAUAAUUAAAAAUAUGAAUAAUUCACCAUCACAAAUUACACCUGAUUGUCUUGAAGUUAUCUUUAAAUAUUUAAAAUAUGAUCGAUCCUCACUCUUUUCUUGUUUACUUGUAAAUCGACUUUGGUGUCGUCUAGUAGUUCAUUUGAUCUGGAGAGAUCCUUUUUUUAACAUGAAUUCCAAUAAAGAACCUCUUUUCGGUAUUGUUCAAUCAUACAUUUCUUGUCUUCCGGAUACAUCAAAACAAAAUAUUAUUGAUGAAAUUAUUAAUACGGAUGAAAAGGAUGAAAAGGAUGAAAAAACAUUCCAACAAUUACAGCAACAAUUACAACGACAACCACUUUUCAAUUAUAUCAAAUAUUUACAGGUUUUUAAUUCAGAAAACUUUGAUAUUGCAUUUAAUGAAUGGCAUAAAAAAUAUAAUAAUCUAUAUACAAAUACCCAUAUAUCCAAAUUAUUAAUU
This is a messenger RNA of Rhizophagus irregularis DAOM 181602=DAOM 197198, 534 nucleotides long. RefSeq lists its product as uncharacterized. Lineage: Eukaryota; Fungi; Glomeromycota; Glomeromycetes; Glomerales; Glomeraceae. The record is from RefSeq and is a predicted model, not a curated record.